AUGGCGACCAGACAAGUGGAAACGCAAAUUCAACUAUUGAUUCUUCCAGCUGACGAGAGUCGCAUCGUAGGAGGCCAGCCAGCAAGUAUCGAUGAACAUCCGUACCAGGUGUCUCUUCGAUUUAACAAUCGUCACGUAUGCGGUGGCUCUAUCAUUAGCGAGCAAUGGAUCGUCACAGCCGCGCACUGUGUCCAGAGCCCCUUGGUUCGUUUCUUUUCGAUCAAGGCAGGCACUUCCGACCUUACGGAGGACAACGCCACUGUAGUCACCGCCGAAGAAAUUAUUACUCACGAGAGCUACGACAGAAGCAUCGCGGAUUACGAUAUUGCUCUGAUUCGGUUGGAAAAGCGGUUGGUGUACAGUUCGCGGAUAAAACCGAUCCUGCUGGCACCAAUAGCCGAUCAUUAUACGGCUGGCAGCAAUGCGAUGGUUACCGGUUGGGGAAUUUUGAGAAACAACGGUCCACUGACCACACGGUUACGUAAAGUGCAAGUACCACUGGUUUCUAGCGCUCAGUGUUCCCGUUUGUACGUAACCAGACCAAUCACACGAAGAAUGAUAUGCGCUGGUUAUGUGAAUGCCGGAGGAAAGGAUGCCUGUCAGGGCGACAGUGGCGGACCAUUGGUGCAACAUGACAAACUGAUCGGAAUCGUAUCGUGGGGCUUUGGAUGCGCGCGACCAUCUUAUCCCGGCGUUUACACGCGUGUGACAGUCCUUCGAAGUUGGAUCACCGAGAAAACCGGUCUGUGAGCGUUUUCUGUUUAUCCUAGUCGCGAACACAGAACGUUAUCGAAGCAACUACGAUCUCUGAAAUUUUUCCUGCAAACAAUUCGCGUCGCUACCACGGCCGCCAUCCCCUUUGUUUACAAAGAGAGUGGAACGCGUUCCACGAGCACGA
Messenger RNA from Bombus terrestris (buff-tailed bumblebee), 898 nucleotides. Its product is annotated as trypsin-4-like. Bases 1 to 750 code for a protein of 249 amino acids. The transcript has 6 exons. Gene Ontology annotation, molecular function: serine-type endopeptidase activity. The record is from RefSeq and is a predicted model, not a curated record. Gene Ontology annotation, biological process: proteolysis. NCBI's taxonomy places the organism in Eukaryota, Metazoa, Arthropoda, Insecta, Hymenoptera, Apidae.